AUGGCCGCAGCCGUCAGCCACUUCUAUCCCUUCACCGAAGGCCAAUUCGCGGAACGCAGCGCACCAGCGACCUACCUGCCUGUCGCAGGAGAAUACCCCCAUCUACAGGCAAUGCACUGGGAAGCACCAGAUCAAGGACCGUGGUUCACACCUCGAGCAAGUGAAGAAGCACGGACUAGUACAUCUCUCCCACUCACGGCUGGAUCCGAGGCGGCACCAGCCUCGCCGAUCAUGGCCCCCCCUUGCAGUGGGGAGCAGCUGUCACCUCGGCCAUCCUCAGAAGCUGCGGCAGAGACACAAGCGAGGCAGGCAUGCUACGAGUUUUCGCGCGGAGACGAGGACCUGGAAAUCAUGUAUGAGCUCAACAGCGACAUGGGCAUCACGUUACGGCAUCCCGAGAGCGAUGCCGUGGCCAUGCCUCCUCCCCCGAGUGGUGCAGGGAGGAGAGGGCUGAAGCGGCGGGCAGAAGAAGCUCCGGAAGGCGGACUGGUGGAUUCGAGUAUGAGCGUGCCGUCUGGCGGCUCUGAUUGGGCGCUGACGGGGCUGGACAUGGGCCAGCCACCGUUGUUUUGGCAAGGGGGCGAUGGUGUGAGUCCUUGCAGCGAUGUGAGUGGUGGAGACGCGGUUCAGACCCUGGGGCUUCUCGGGGCUCGGUUACACAAGGAUGCCAGGCGACAGCUGCAGUUGACGAAAUCGUGA
Messenger RNA from Clonostachys rhizophaga, 699 nucleotides. NCBI's taxonomy places the organism in Eukaryota, Fungi, Ascomycota, Sordariomycetes, Hypocreales, Bionectriaceae. The record is from the annotation of a GenBank genome assembly.